AUGGGGCGAACGCCUCUGCACUGGGCUGUAGUGCGCAAUGACAUCGCUAACGUUCGUCGUCUUCUAGACCGUGGUGCUGAUCCAAACAAAGCUGCUGAGCGCUCAGGGUGGACAUCGAUGCAUUUCGCGGCCCGCGCAAGAAAUCUCGAUCCAGCCAUCUUGAGGCUAUUGCUAAUUCACAAUGCGGACGUCGAUGCGUUAGAUUGCCAUCAACAGACGCCACUGUCGAGAGCCGUCAGACAUGGUGCCGAAGCUACAAGACUCCUGAUCGAUGCAGGAGCUGAUUUGAACCUGCAGUACGAUUGUGACAAAUGGUGUGCUUUGCACUUAGCUGCCUGGAUUGGUCAAACAGAGUCGAUGGAGGUUUUGCUCGAGGCAGGCGCCAACCCAUUGCUCCAGACAAUAUGGGGAGGGAAUAUUAUUAGAAUGGCACAGACACACGGGCCAGGAGAAAUAACUGAUGAGUGGUGGACAUUAUGGGUAGAUCUAGUUGAUGAUCUUUACGCACUGGGGUCGAUCGGGAAUGAAGAAACAUAG
Messenger RNA from Bipolaris maydis ATCC 48331, 537 nucleotides. NCBI's taxonomy places the organism in Eukaryota, Fungi, Ascomycota, Dothideomycetes, Pleosporales, Pleosporaceae. The record is from RefSeq and is a predicted model, not a curated record.